Messenger RNA from Diatraea saccharalis (sugarcane borer), 309 nucleotides. The record is from the annotation of a GenBank genome assembly. Lineage: Eukaryota; Metazoa; Arthropoda; Insecta; Lepidoptera; Crambidae.
AUGGCUGUUAUACAUCUAUGCAAUAUGCUUCACGAAGUAGAGAAGAAAUAUAAGGGCAAGGAGAAACUGACUGCAGCUUCCCGAACCCCAAGAAUUAAACAAACAAGAAAUGCAACUACGCCAGUAUACGAUUUAACUAUUCAAGAGGCUUACGUCAGCAACAAAGCGGUGGAACGUAAAAAGAGAAAGAGAGAGCAGAAAAAGAAGAGACAGAAGAUGCUGGAAUCUGCAGACGCUGCUGGUGCUGCUGGUGGACUCGGAAUAUGGGAACAGACAACAGUUAAGGCUAAACCUAAAAAGAGCCAGUGA